Letharia lupina is the source of this 465-nucleotide messenger RNA. RefSeq lists its product as uncharacterized. The transcript is spliced from 2 exons. Bases 1 to 465 code for a protein of 154 amino acids. The record is from RefSeq and is a predicted model, not a curated record. NCBI's taxonomy places the organism in Eukaryota, Fungi, Ascomycota, Lecanoromycetes, Lecanorales, Parmeliaceae.
AUGCCGCGGUUCUUGAUCCCGCCUCAAAGCAGCAAAACGAAGCAAGGUUAUGACUUGCAAUUCGGAACCAAAAACGUCGCGCCGUUCCUCCUCACCAAGUUGCUGUAUCCUCUCCUUGCUAAAGCCGCAAAAACCGCGCCACCAGGUAGCGUACGCGUUGUUUGGGUAUCGUCUAAUGGCGCAGAAUGUCUCUCCCCGAAAGGUGGUGCCGAAGUGGAUAACAUGGACGUGGAAACCGACAAAAGCGCCUGGUUCAAGUAUGGCACCACAAAAGCCGGCAAUACUCUCCGUGCCAGCGAGUUCGCCAAGCGACAGAGCGACGGCAUCAUCGGUCUGCACGGAAACGUCGACGCCACCAGCAAUGGACGAAAGGCCGACCUUUCGUGCACAGAGUCUCCAUCCCGGUGGGAUCGGAACCGAUUUGCAACGCCAUGCGCCCCGGUAUCAGCGGAUGAUAUUUGUUAG